Molecule: messenger RNA, 720 nt
Organism: Populus nigra (black poplar)
Lineage: Eukaryota; Viridiplantae; Streptophyta; Magnoliopsida; Malpighiales; Salicaceae
Exons: 4
Coding region: 297-614 (105 amino acids)
Source: RefSeq, a predicted model, not a curated record
UUUUACUUUUGCUCUUAUGGUUAAAAUCUCGCCUUGUUAUCCUCUUAAGUAUGUUUUAUUGUAAAUUAUUAUCAUAUGUAAACAAUUUCGCCAUAUCUCUUCCUCUGUUUGUCUGUUGGAGUGUUGCCUUCUCAAUUUCGCUUCUUGUCUCAUCCAUCCCUCUCCACCUUCCUUUUACGUCACCGAAUCCUUGCUCAGUUACCCCCAUUGAAGUCUGAAAAAGAAUCCAAAAGAUCAAGGGAUGCUGAGCUCAUAGGUGUGAACAAUCUGCUGUAAAAACCUCCACACUGUAAAAGAUGAUUCCAAAGCCACUGCGCACACUUGUAACUGGCACUGCCAUCAUCUUGGGUGGCGUACUUGCUCUCAACAUCACUUCCUCUAUUGCUGUUAACGCACUUCGUUUUGCCACUGAUCUCAAACUGAGAAGAGUUGCGUUGCCUUGUGGGGCUUGUAGAGGAAAGGGGUUUUACAUAUGCAAGCUGUGCAAAGGGAAUGCUAGCAUACACUGGUCACCUUUGUACGACCCUGUUGCUAUCAAUCCUUGCCUUUGCCCUACUUGUGAUGGUAACAGAGUACAGCGCUGUCUAAACUGCCUUGGGAAGGGCUACAAUUGAUUUGUCAGAUGUUAAAUACUGUUUGUACUUAUAUUUGAAUGUCUCAUUUCACAAGCUUCUAGCCCCAACUGCAUUAGAGGGUAUACAUCUCUAUUUUCUAACCAAA